CUCAUUUCUACGACGUUGUUUGGAAAUUUUGUUUUACGAAAUCGUCUCAUAUCGAUUUCUCAUUACCAUUGUAAUUGUUGUUCAGAUAUUGAUCGGCCUGUAGUAAUUUGGCUCGUGUAUAGAGCCCUCAGGCCUAGAGGAUGACACAAGAAUCGUCAUCUGAGCAAGAACUUGAAGAUUCUGAUGUUGAUUUCGUCGAAGUCGAUCCCACUGGUCGUUAUGGUCGGUACAAAGAGAUUCUAGGAAAAGGUGCUUGCAAAAAAGUAUACAGAGCGUUUGAUGAAUUGGAAGGUAUAGAGGUAGCUUGGAAUCAGGUGAAGGUGGCAGAUUUGUUGCGUAACUCCGUGGAUUUGGAGCGUUUGUAUUCUGAAGUUCACUUGCUCAAGACAUUAAAGCAUAAGAACAUCAUCAAGUUUUACAAUUCAUGGGUUGAUACGAAAAAUGAGAACAUCAACUUCAUCACAGAGAUUUUCACUUCUGGGACUUUGCGGCAGUACCGCAAGAAACAUAAGCACGUUGAUAUAAGAGCCUUGAAGAAAUGGUCCAGACAAAUUUUAGAAGGACUUCUGUAUCUACACAGUCAUGACCCACCAGUUAUCCAUAGAGAUUUGAAGUGUGACAACAUUUUUGUUAAUGGAAACCAAGGUGAAGUGAAGAUAGGGGACUUGGGUUUGGCUGCUAUUCUUCAGCAGGCUCGAGCAGCUCAUAGCGUCAUUGGUACACCUGAGUUCAUGGCACCUGAGUUGUAUGAGGAGGAAUACAAUGAGCUUGUCGACAUCUAUGCGUUUGGCAUGUGCUUGUUGGAGCUAGUCACCUUUGAGUAUCCAUAUGUAGAAUGUUCAAAUGCUGCUCAAAUAUAUAAGAAAGUGACAUCGGGUAUAAAACCAGCAUCAUUAGCAAAGGUACAAGAUCAGAGUGUGAAAGCAUUUAUUCAAAAGUGCAUAGCAAGUGUCGCUGAUCGAUUAUCUGCAAGAGAACUCUUAAUUGAUCCGUUUCUCCGAUCAGAUGAAGAAAGUGAAUCUGUAGCUCAUUGUAUACAAUCAAAUGCUACCCAUUUAUCUGAAUCUGGGAGUGGAAGCAUUGAUCAAACCAAUUUUUUAAGAAUUGGAGGAGAUUGUUCAAGUGAUCACACUAGAGACUUCAUUGUACAAGGCCAGAGGAAAGAUGUAAAUACAAUAUUCUUGAAGUUACGAAUUGCAGACUCUACAGGUCAUUUUCGCAAUAUCCAUUUCCCUUUUGAUAUUGAAGUGGAUACGGCACUUGCUGUUGCAAGUGAAAUGGUUGAGGAGUUGGACUUAACUGAUCAAGAUGUAUCGAUGAUUGCUGAAAUGAUUGAUACAGAAAUUCGAUCUCAUAUUCCAAACUGGGCAUCUGAGCCGAAUGAUGAGGGUGGAAACACUAUAGAUGCAGAGACAUUUGAUAAUGAGACCAAAGAUGAUGAAAAUAAGGAUGAAGGCUCUCCCUUUUCUAAUGAAUCAACUUGCUCAUCAAGUGCCCUUGCGUUGGAAAUAUUGCCUUCGGGGAGGAAAUAUUGGUCAGACUCUCCUAAGGGAGUCGGACUAAGCUCUCCAAAAAGGUCUGGACCAUCUCGUUUAGCAGAUCAUGAAGAUUCUCACUCGAUUCAUGAACUUGACCAUCAUGAUAGUGGUGUUGAUUCACCUGAAAUAUUGGUUGUUGGGACAACUGCAAAUGAUGAUAACGAACAUAAAGAUUCAGAUUCUACUGGGAUUGCAACUACAGUUGAAUUAGAUGUUAAGGUAGUGGAUGAAAAUUUUAAGCAUUUGUUGCAAAAACAACAUGAGGAAUUGGAUGAACUAAAGAGAAAACACGAAGUAGCCAUUUUAGACUUCUUAAGUGAACUCUCUCCUGGAAUUCGUAGGGAUAUAUUGAGUACUUGUACCUUAGAACUACCUAAAUCAAGGAUUCCUAGGAGCAAUAACAUGUGAGGAAUUUAAUUGUAGAAGUGGUCUGUCUAGCAUUCUGCAACAACUAGAUGGUGGAUGUGACUGGACUAGCUUGAUGCUUUCAAGGAGACUUCCUCACAAUGGAUGAUGAUUCUAAAAGGAUAAUGGAGGGGUUGAUGGCUUGUGAACAUCAUUGGACCUCUAGCAAUCAUUUGGCAAAAUAUGGAAGUUUAUGCAUAAUUUUAAUGGAAUGGUAUUUGCUCAAGAUUAUUAGGCUUGAGAGUCAAUUAUGUAGAGGAGUAGAAGGAUGUGUAGUAUUUAUUGUGAUUCUUGGCUCACACAAAAAAGUGGAAGCAGCAUUACAAUUAAUAUUUUACAUAGUACAAUGCUAGGGUGAAAGAUUGUCAAAGUUUGUAGCAACAGUUUCUUUAUCUCUUGUUUUUUUCUUGUAAGUAAUUUUGGCUAAUUGUAUACUUGUAUAUAAGGUUUAAAUUUUUCUCAAUUUUGUUUUCCUAUGU
Linum tenue is the source of this 2422-nucleotide messenger RNA. The record is from the annotation of a GenBank genome assembly. Lineage: Eukaryota; Viridiplantae; Streptophyta; Magnoliopsida; Malpighiales; Linaceae.